GAGCCAGGCUGGGGAGAGAUGGGGGCGGCAGGCCCAGGUGCCACUCCUGGAGAGAGCCCUCCAGAUGAAGCCCCCCUAACCCAGACGUUCCAGUGGGCACCACUGCCGCCGAGGGCCUGGAGGACAGGGGCCCGGGCAGGACGGCGUGCAGGGCGAGGCUGGAGGCGAGCGGUGAGUGGGGGGACCUUGAGGAGGUGACGCAGAACUCCCGGUCCGUGGAGCCCCCUCCCGGGCCCCCGGCGACCCGCCCACCCCGAGAGCGCCGCUGCGAUUGGUGGAAAGUUCGAGGCCCCGCGGCGCGAUUGGCCGUCCGGCCCGCCCACCGCCUGCGCCGCUCCCAGGCUCCCGCCCGGUGCGUGGCCCGCCGCGCGGGCGGACGGGGCUGCGCGGAGCCGGGGCCAAAGCCCCGGCUGCUCCCGCCGCGCCCCCGCGCGUCCGCCGCGCCAUGCCGCUCCCUGCGCUGCUCUGCGCGCUUUGCUUCUGCUUCUUGGCCGCGGCCGCUCGUGCCGGCUACUCGGAGGACCGCUGCAGCUGGAGGGGCAGCGGCCUGACCCAGGAGCCCGGCAGCGUGGGACAGCUCUCCCUGGCCUGUGCGGAGGGCGAGAUCGAGUGGCUGUACCCGGCUGGGGCGCUGCGCCUCACCCUGGGCGGCUCCGAGCCCGGCGCACAGCCCGGCAUCGUCUGCCUGCGGCCGGCGCGGCCCUUCGCAGGCGCCCAAGUCUUCGCGGAGCGGGCGGGUGGCGCGCUAGAGUUGCUGCUGGCCGAGGGCCCGGGCCCGGCCGGGGCCCGAUGCGCGCACUGGGGUCCCCGCGAGCGCCGGGCCCUUUUCCUGCAGGCCACCCCGCAUCCCGACCUCAGCCGCCGCGUGGCCUCCUUCAGCUUCGAGCUGCGGGAGGAUGGGCGUCCUGAGCUGCCCCCGCAGGCCCGCAGCCUUGGAGCGGAUGCUGCCUGCAGACCCUGCAGUGAUGCCGAGUUCCUCCUGGCCGUGUGCACCAGUGACUUUGUGAUCUACGGAACCAUCCUUGGGGUCGCCCACGACACAGAGCUACAGGAGUCUGUCAUCACCGUGGCAGCUGCCCGCGUCCUCCGCCAGACGCUGCCGGUUUUCCGGGUGGGAGGCCCUGGGGGCCAGGGGCAGGCCUCCAUUCGCACCCCACUGCACUGCGGCGUGCACCCCGGCCCUGGCACCUUUCUCUUCAUGGGCUGGAGCCGCUUUGGUGAGGCCUGGCUGGGUUGCGCUCCCCGCCUCCAGGAAUUCAGCCGUGCCUACGCAGCUGCCCACGCUGACCACCUGCACCCCUGUGAGGUGGUGCUGGACUGACAGGCCUGGGGAGCAGGGUGCUGGGGAGGGUGGGGGGGGUGGCCUGCGGACGGCAUCACAGCAUCACCUGCUUUUGAGGUAACAGUGAUGACCAAUAAGAGUGCUGAAUGGA
Messenger RNA from Cervus elaphus (red deer), 1433 nucleotides. RefSeq names its product meteorin, glial cell differentiation regulator (gene METRN). Lineage: Eukaryota; Metazoa; Chordata; Mammalia; Artiodactyla; Cervidae. Bases 446 to 1321 code for a protein of 291 amino acids. The record is from RefSeq and is a predicted model, not a curated record. The transcript is spliced from 4 exons. Gene Ontology annotation, molecular function: hormone activity. Gene Ontology annotation, biological process: positive regulation of axonogenesis; glial cell differentiation.